AUGGCUGUUCCAAGCGGCACGUGCGCGGCUUCUCCUCCUUCUUCUUCCACGUCGCCGCGGCUCAGCGCCGGCGUCGUCAACUUCUUGGCGCGCCGUGCCAUGACCACGCACCACCGAGCAGCAGCGGCGGCAGCAGCAUUUCCCCUCCACUCGCCGGGCUCCUCCACCGGCUCCGCCGACUCCGUGCCGUCGAGCAGCUGCCGCCACCACGCCCCGGCCACGCCGCCCCCGCCGCCGUUCGACACUAACGACGCCGACGAGAAGCUCCCGCGCAACAUGCUCUCCCAGCACCAGGACGGCUCCGCACACGGGACAGCGGCGGCGCCGCUGAAGCAGGAGCCCACCGACGCCGGGGUGGACGCCGGGCGCGCGUUCCGCGGCGUGCGGAAGCGGCCUUGGGGCAAGUACGCGGCGGAGAUCCGGGACUCGACGCGGAACGGCGUGAGGGUGUGGCUGGGCACGUUCGAGAGCCCGGAGGCGGCGGCGCUCGCCUACGACCAGGCGGCCUUCGCCAUGCGCGGCGGCGCCGCCGUCCUCAACUUCCCCGCGGACCAGGUCCGCCGCUCGCUGGAGGGCGCGGGGGAAGACGUGCGCGGCCGCGCCCACGGGGUGUCGCCCGUGCUGGCGCUCAAGCGGCGGCACUCCAUGCGGAGCCGAAAGGCCACGGCGUCGUUGCCGUGCCGCAAAAUAGCCAAGGCCGCCCGUGGGCGGCCGGAGGGCGUGGUGAUGGAGCUGGAGGACCUUGGCGCGGAGUACCUCGAGGAGCUGCUCGGCGCCGCCGACGACAUGACGGCCUCGGCUUCCGAUUCAUGGUGCUCGAGUCAUCAUUCCAUCUGAUGCAACAAGAGAGUUGGCAAGUGGCAACGAUGGAUUGAUCACCAUUUGUGUAGUUCUUUCUUCUCUUCCCUGUUGCUGUUGCUGGCCGUGGUCGGGUCUCGUUCCAGAAUUUAGAUAGCCUCUGUAGGAUUGAGAAACGGUUUGUGAGACCGACGGCAUGUUUAGGUCUGAACUUAGAUGGCCGUGAAAGAUGUGAAGUGUCAAAUGUUUGGGUUCGAAUCCAGUCAAAAUGGGUGCAUGUUUGUAGAUGUUCAUAGGCGCCAAGUUCAAAUUUUGUGUGGCUUGGGUCGCUGUUUUUUCUUUUCAAAAAGAAUCAGAAAAGGUACA
Messenger RNA from Triticum dicoccoides, 1164 nucleotides. Its product is annotated as ethylene-response factor C3-like. Gene Ontology annotation, biological process: regulation of DNA-templated transcription; ethylene-activated signaling pathway. Gene Ontology annotation, molecular function: DNA-binding transcription factor activity; DNA binding. Lineage: Eukaryota; Viridiplantae; Streptophyta; Magnoliopsida; Poales; Poaceae. The coding region runs from base 1 to 837 and encodes 278 amino acids. The transcript has a single exon. The record is from RefSeq and is a predicted model, not a curated record.